Molecule: messenger RNA, 6874 nt
Organism: Mytilus californianus (California mussel)
Lineage: Eukaryota; Metazoa; Mollusca; Bivalvia; Mytilida; Mytilidae
Product: phospholipid transfer protein C2CD2L-like
Exons: 15
Coding region: 160-2394 (744 amino acids)
Source: RefSeq, a predicted model, not a curated record
AAAUAAACAAGGAAUCCCCUCGGACAAAAAUAACCUUUUCGCGAGGAUGCACAAGAUAAAAUUAAGACAGAAGAAACUGUUGGCUUGGCAAUAUAUGGGAGUCAAAAUCCUGAAGUAAAACAGAUCAGUUUACAUGCUACCGUUUCUGAUUGGCCAGCGAUGGUUGAUAUCACUGCAAAGUUAAUUUGGUAUCGGCUUGGGGAGACUUUCGACAAAAUGGCGGAAGGAGGCAAUAGAGUUACGUCGUGGUUGUUUUCAGAUUGGGACGACAAUUUGUUGGAUGUUUUACUAUUUGGGUGGAUAGGAUGGGCAGUUUUAGUCGUUCUCAUAGUCAAUGCCGUUUUGACAUUUUUCGGACCUCUUCAGCCGCGUGUGGCACGCUGGGAAAAGAAGGAAGGGGUCAGUGGGGCACCAGUGGAAGUCGAAACUGGUGCUGAAACAACCAGAUGGUUAAAUUCGGGAUUAAAUUGGUUCUAUCUCCAUUAUGAUUCUGUGCCGGAAUUUAUAGAAUUAUGGGUGAAAUCUCUGAAUGAGCAAGUUGUGAAGUUAGGGGGUCCAGUACAGUUGAAGUUUGAGAGAGUAAAACCCGGAAGCCUCCCACCAAAAUUUAAUGAAAUUACAUUUGAAGCAGGAUCAGAUAACAAAUAUCUAUUUCACAGUAAAGUGGACUCCAAAGAUUUAUCAUUUGCUAUAUUUGCAUCCCAACAGACAUCCGGAGGAGUCAAACUGACCAACUUGACAGCUAGCAUACUCAAGCUCAAAGGAACAAUAUGUUUUAAAUGCUCAAAAGUUGGAAGUGAUAUGAUUUUGAACAUCUCAUUUAUUGGACGACCUGAUGUCAAAGUUCAAGGAAAACCAGUUAACCCAUACCAGGAUCCAUCAGACUUGGUUGACAUUGAGGUCGUAGAAGAAGUUGUACGUAAUGCCAUUUGUCUUGCUAACACCGAUAUCAACAUAACUAAGUGGUUGACAGGCUCUACUCAAAAUCUCCCUCGCCCAGACACCACAGCCCAACCCUCCAGCCCACGCCAUGUUGCAGAACCUGUGUUUGAAACAAUUGAAGCCAAGGAACAACACAGUGCUUUCCAUGCUCCACCACAACAGCGAGUGCAGCGAUCCAUGUCUGGUGACAAAAGGUUACUGGUUAAAAUAAUCAAAGCAAGUGGACUUGGAUCAAAAGCACAAGUUGACCCAACUUGUUUGGUUUACCUGGACACACCUGCUCAGACUUAUUCCACCAAUGAAUGUAGAGGUACUGCUAACCCUUUCUGGGAUGAACAGUUUUUGUUUGAUGUUAAUCAGAAUUCCAGCCAGCUGAAGUUUGAAGUACUAGACAAACGUAAGCCAUCAACAGAGAAUUUUCUUGGAGAGGCAGUUGUAUACUAUGAUGAGUUGAAGAGAAAUCCAAGCAGUCGCCAGAUCAUAUCAUUGCAGGGACGCCCUGAAAGAGGAAAUGAUAUUGUGUCCGGCUCCAUAACUGUGGAGUUUCUGGUGUUGGACCCAUUAGAAGCUGAGGCCUACAACUAUUCAACUCCCAAAAAUCAGAUUUCCCCAAAAAGAACUAUAGAAGUAACACAGGCUAAAUCUCCAAGUGGAAUGUUAGUUACCAAGACUACCACAACCACUCAAAAACAUAACAACAGACAUGAACCUGGUAUAAAUAGUUCGCCAAAUUAUGUAGAAAAACGUCAGAAUUUUGAUUAUGACAUAUCAGGAUCUUCCAGCCUGGAUAGAACAUCACCAGAUAAUAUGUUACCCCAGGACAGAUCUUUAUCACAGUCAUCUGAGUUUGUUCAGAUAGACGGUGUAGACUCAGUUGUAGAAACUGCCAUUAGAGAACUUAAAAGUAACAAACGUAAAUCUAGAACACCCACAAAGACCACCACACUUAUCAUAACAGGUGUACAGAGGACACCAGAACAGUUAGAUGAAGAUUGUAUACCUACUGUAAUAACACAACCCCCAUCACCAGGGCAUCAUGAUAGACCAGAAAAAAAGAAAGGGUCUUCUUUUGCCGGUAGAAUUAAGAAGAAAUUUACUCGUUCCAAGAAACGCUCUCAGAGUGCAGAUAGAGCUGGUGGUUCCCUCAGAGAGGGUUCCAACUAUCUCCAGCCUCCAGAGGGCGGCACCUCUCCACGUUCUAAAGAUGAUAUGGAACUAGGCAGACAACAAAAUCCAGAAACACCUAAUUUAAAGAAAUCAAGGUCAUUAGGCGGUAGUUUAAAGAAACUUUUCAGGAGAAGUAGAAAACGUUCUCAAGGAAGAGAUGAUCAAGAAAUGUCGAGGGAGAGUUCAUUAUCAAGGUCAUCUGCUAGGAAUAUAUCUAAGGGUCCAUCACGUGAAACGUCAUUAACAAGGACUGGACAAUCAUCAAGAGAGUCUGCUAUAUCUUAAAUUGUUCAUUGUAGAUCUAGAUGUAAUUAUUUAACUCACAGCUUUAAAAUCUCAAAGAGUGAACUAAAGCUUUAAAAUGUCUAGUCAUGAUCAUGAGAGGAAGACUGUUUAUAAGUUGAUUGAGAAAUGGUCCUUCAAAAAGGAGAGCUCAGUGAGGAAAGAUUAAUUUGAUUACUCAACAAUAGUUUUAGAUAUGUAGCUUAAGAGUUAUUGAAAAAGUGAAUAUUCAAAUAUAAUUUUGAUUAUAAAAUGAAUUUUUGUAUCUAGAAAUGAUUUGAGAUUUUUGUAUGUAGCAAGUUAAACUUUAAGUUAUAUUAUAAAUUUGGUAUUACAUGAAGGUUUCUAUACCGUAUUGGAAAUUCAGGGUAUUGAAAGAGAAUGUGAUCAUUGUUGAACAUCACUUUUAUAUGACAGGUCCAAUGCGCCAUAAUUAUUCUACUUGAUAUACCAAUUCUGUGCCAUUUUCAAAAUUUGCUUAUGAAUUUUUGCCUGUAAUUUCCUAAAUUUUGUUUAUACAUCCUGGUCAGUGUAACAGUCAAAUGGUCAAUUAUGGAACCGAUUCCUUAAAUUGUGAAAGAUUUAUUUUGUAUGUAAUAUCUAAAUGUUGACCUUUCCUGGUUUUUGACCUCUCCUUUAAGAAAAUUAAGCAAGAAAGUAUAUUUUAGAAUCUCAUAUUGAAAUUUUUAUCUCAUUAGUCCAAAGAAUAUGACAUACUGGUAUAAGUUAUUUAUAGAACAUGAGAAUGUGGAAACUUGAGAUAUUUGUCAUAUAAGAUACUUCUAAAGUAUUUAUAAAAGUAAAUGUUUACCAACAUAUAUGUGAUAAGUAAAAACCCUAAGCUGUAUCUUAUUGAUGAUAAGAUCAUAGUCUUGUAAGGGUGAACGCUGGCUAAAUUUGAACAUUUUCCUUGUCAUAUGAAUUGUAGAAGCUAAUGUAGGGAUAAUAUUGAAAAUAUUUUCUUUCGAAAUAUUAUUGUUAAGAGCCCAACCUCUCUGAUUGCUAGUAGUUUUAGACCAGCCAACCUUUCUGCCUUGACAAGAUAGUGUAGAAUAUGAUGACCUAUAAAAUAUAGCAAAAUGAAAUGAUGGCAAGAAGGUUAAGACGCACAUUGUAUCAAUAUGUCAACAAUUUACCAUCAAUACUGGUUUCAGCUGAUCAGUUACAGGGUAUGCUUGUUAUUGACCUGGAACCAGUUUGCUGCAAAUGACCUUGCUCAUGAUGGGGUCAAAAUGUUACAUAAUUCCAGAAGUGUUUUAUGAAUAUAACUUACUGUUGAAAGAAUUUGUCCAAGGAUUGAAGAACUUGUUCAUGAAUGUAAGAAUUGAUUGAUUAUUAACUUUGCUGCAAUUAUAUGCAGUAAAGAUGAGAUGGUAAUUUAAGAUAAGGUUCAAAAGCUGUAUGAGUACUCUAGAACUAGAAAGUUGAUAAAAACAAACACAGAAAUUAAAUAGGUAUAUAUAUAAAAUUAGUCUACGCAUUUCAAUUAUUUUCCUGAACAAGUUACUGGUUACUAUCAUUUCAUUGCUAUAAAAACUGAUCAUGAAGUCUUGCCAGAUCUCAUUGUAAAUACUCAGAAACAGCCAGUUGUUUUAAAACAUAUAGAGAUGUUAUGUUUAUGUAAUUGCAGCCAAAAUUCAUUAUCUCAAUCUUAUAGAAGCAUUUCUUUGAAGUAUACAAUUUCCUGGCAAUUUCCCACCUGACCAUUAGAUGCAACUAUGGUAUUAUUUAACAUUGAAAAGAAUUUGAUUUCCCACUGUGUAGUACAGUAACUUAACAAAAAUGGUUUUUCAUGAAAAGUAAACGUUCAAAUGACAAAACAACUUUUCAGGGAUCUUGGGACACAAAGCUAUCUCUUAGAUGACAUUAAAUAAAUGAAGAUAGAAAUUGAAAAAAAACACUGUCAAAUACUGACAUUUUUUUUUGGGUUGAAAUCAUGAUUUGGUAAAACAAUGAUCAUAGAAGACAGAAAUUUCCUAAUGUCUGAUUCCUUGUCCUUGAAUUAUUGAAUGUAUUAGUAUUUGGUUUAUAAUUUAUUGAAUUGCCAUCUAUGAAUGAAUAACUUUAUGCUGUUUGUUCUUGAGAUAAUGAUACUUGACUGUAACUACUUUGAGUUGGGAGGUACUUUCAUUAGAAUUUCUUCCUUUCAUAGCCAAAAUGCAACUAAAAAUGCUCAAGCAAAGUUUAUAACAAAUCAUGCAGAAAUAGACAAAAUGUUGUUAUAUUUGUAACUUGAUUGAAUGUGAUAUUUUCCGCUAACAAUUCCUUAUGUUGUAAAUGACUAUAUUUGUCUAUAUUUUCUAUUAAGAGUUUUUAUAUAAUAUGCAACAAUGAAUUAGCUUGUUUGUGUCAGUAAAAUUUGUACACAUUUCAAUACUGCAUAUAUUUUUUAUGUUUGUAUAUCUCCAAUGGAACAAUUGUUGUUACAAAAAUCAAUUUUCGUAUUUUCAUCCAUAUUUUUGUAAUGCAGUUUCAUUUUUCUUCAAGAAACUAAGUAGUUGACAUCUACAUGUAUGCAAGCUAUUUCUUUAAGAAUUUAUGUAUGGAUAAAACUGAAAAAGCCAGUGAAAUAUUUUAGAAAUUACACCAAGAUGUUGUUAAAUGAAAUUGGAUACCCUGCAUUUAUCAGGCUUUUUAACAACAUAUGGUAAAAUUGCUGAAAGACCCCUUCCUAAAUUAUUGAAAACUAUCAUUCUGCAUUGACAAUAAUAUCUUGAUGCUAAUUAGAUACACCCAUUCUGGCUAAUGCCCUCAAGGUGUAACUAAUACUUGUAACAAAAAAAACAUGAAAUCGUUACUAUACAUUUUACUAAUAAGAAUAUAAACAUGGCAUUAACACUAAAAAUAUUUUUUUAAUAAGUACUGUAAACUCAGAAAUUAAUGUGUGCAUUUAUAAUAAAAAUUUUCCUAUUCUUAUAAACAAUACCAGAAUUCAUUUUGGACAUGCACCCAACUUUAUGGUCUAACUGAUAGUAAAUGUUUUUUUUUUUAACCUUGACUGGUGUAACAUUUGUUAAUAAGAAAAUGAGGACCUGUUAUACAAAGCUGCAAGCAUUUAUGCUAACUAUAUAGAACAUGUAUUUUUUAGAAUAAUUAUUAAGGGGCGGGAUAACUGCAGACUUAUUUAUAGUAUCAAUAAUUUUUUUUUUUUAAAUGAAUCAUUUACCACAUAAAAAUAAAAAAUUUGUAACUAAUAGACUAACUUGUGUGUUUAUUCCAUAUGAACUUUUAUCUAAUAGUCCCUUUAACUGUUUGUCCCACUCAUCAUGAAAGGAUACUCAUAGUGUUAAGUAAAAAUGAUAUAAUUCUCAUAUCUCAUUUAAAAAUUAUUCAUAUUUUUGAUAGAUGCACAAACCUUCAAAAUCUAGAAACCAAACUUUGUGUUUGAGUUUUGAAGCUAUACAUUGUUCUGAUGUUAUUGGCUUCCACUAAAAAAACUGAAAAAUGAGAAAAUAAAAAAUUGAGAAUAAAAAUAACAGAAUUUAUUCAUAUUCUUUGAAGAAAAAUCCAAUCUAUUAUAAAGAAUAAAUAUUUACCACUUUUCUAAAUUGAAAGAUACAUUUCAUUGUUUGCUCCUGUUUGUUGUUAGUACAGAAAUGUUUAAGAAAAUGUUUCAGAGAUUUGAACUCCAAGUAACUGAAAUAUCUUGGUUUAUGAUGCAUAGUCAAUUUUUUUUCAAACAGUGUGCUAAAUAAGAAAUAACAAAUGUAUGAAUAAAUAACAUUAAAAUUUUAGGGCAUAAUUUUUUAGAAGUAAAGAUAAAUAAUGGGGUAACAUUUUUUCUAAAAGGAAUUUUUCAGAUAAUUUACUAUUUUUACUUGUUUUCCAGCUUUAUUCGUCAAAACCCAGUACCUCAGCUUUGUGUUACAAAUGUGUCAUGAUUUUUUAUUAUAGAUUUAUCAUAAGAGGAGAGAAACUAUGGUUUUUAUACCACAAGCUCAUCACCGUGCUGUUUUAUUGUUGUUUGUUGACAGUGUUAUGUAAAGAUAUAUAUUUUAAAAGAAUUGUUAUUUGUAGUAUGAAAUAUUAGAUGAAAGCAGAAUAAGUUUUAAAUGUUUCACAACUUCUGUAUAUUUAAUAUGCACAUGCAUAUUGAAAAAAAAAAUUAAGAAAAAUAUAUUCACAAUUUUAUUAGAUAUCUAGAGUUAUCAGACUUUAAAUUUUGGAAGGAAAAGCAUACAUAAAUUAACUAUCUUACACAGAGUUUAUUGCAAAAAACAACUAUUUCAUGUGUUGAAUGGAGCUGAAAAGUAUUAAUAACAUUCUCCAUAUGUUACAAUUUCAUAUCAUUACAAAGAAUGAGAGAAUGACAAUCUAAGGAAUCAAACACACCUUCUACAUUAUCAUAUCACAUGUUUCUAUGCUGAUAAUCCUCUUCCUUUAUUUGUGAUAAAAUUUAGUAUGAAUGAAAUAGUAGAUUUCAUGUUAUUUUUUUGGAUGUGUGCAAUAUUUUAGCAGAUUUGAAUAAAAUAUUUAUUUCACA